This is a messenger RNA of Hypoxylon fragiforme, 2716 nucleotides long. RefSeq lists its product as uncharacterized. Gene Ontology annotation, biological process: regulation of transcription by RNA polymerase II. The record is from RefSeq and is a predicted model, not a curated record. Gene Ontology annotation, cellular component: nucleus; RSC-type complex. The coding region runs from base 292 to 2205 and encodes 637 amino acids. The transcript is spliced from 2 exons. Gene Ontology annotation, molecular function: DNA-binding transcription factor activity, RNA polymerase II-specific; DNA binding. Lineage: Eukaryota; Fungi; Ascomycota; Sordariomycetes; Xylariales; Hypoxylaceae.
AAAACCCGCAACACGGCUGGAGUUUAUAUAUACACUACUACUCGCCAGUGGGAUAAUCACAACAGCCUUGCCUUACGCCCUAAUAUCAAAUAUCGAUUUGCUAAAAAGAACAAAAAAAUUCAUCAAGAUAUCGUCUGGUCCUUCUUAGGCACUAACGUUCAGCCUCGACUAUACGUCAACAAGCCUAAAAGCUUCUAGCCACCAAACUUUACAAAUUUCAAAUAUACCUGAAACAUAUAAACACAUAGGUAUCCCCGGACAACCUGGUUGGCUAUUUUAAUAGCUAGGAAGAUGAACAUGCAUUAUCACUCUCAGUCAAGCUAUGCCCCUUCGGCAUAUAACUAUCCGCCAAGCAGCAACAUGCAAUAUUCGCAAAACCCUUACAAUGGUUAUGCUGGGUUUGGUGGUAUCCAGUAUAUGUACGGAUAUCAACAGCCUCGCAGCCAUAACCAUAUGUUAGCCGAUCAAUGUUCCUUGGCGGACUCUAAGACGGAAUCUAAGCCGCGGCUAUCUAAGGAAGAGGUUGAGAGACUUGAACAUGUGUUCAAGGAGAACCCGAAACCGUCAAGUGUUGCGAAGGGUCAACUUGCAGAGGGGUUGGGCCUCGAGCGACCGAGAAUUAACAAUUGGUUUCAAAAUCGGCGCGCGAAGGCUAAGCAAGAACGAAAGCAGAAGGAAUAUGAGGCGCGGAGGAGAGCAGAGAAGGCUUCUUCGGAGCCGACGUCACCUGACGAUGAAACUCCAUCGAGCGGAGCUUCAGAGAAUGGUGGAGAGAGCGCACGCCAGCACAAGCAACCUUCUUCCGCUCUCUUCCCUAACAUCGACUCCAAAGAAGACCUCGACGACGGUUCACCGGCCUCCGACGACCACGACUCGCCUCUCGCACAGGAUGAUGCUAACACCGUCAAGGGUCAGACUUCAAGUGAUCUUCAAUCUCCCCUGACACUUGAUUUCACGCAACCGGAAUUGUCCGAUUUCACCGAAUCAGACUACCUCUGUAGACCUAUGGAUGACUUUGGCUCUUACAUCCCUUCGCAGCAUGGUAUGGGGCAUAAUGGCCCAGAUGAGCAGCCGGCCAACUUGAACAGCAGUAGCGCGCCCUCCCCUGACGAGCAGUGCACCACGGGCGGACAUUACGAACGUCGGUACUCAGCGAUGGAUGCGGACUUUUUGGUAAACUCAACAACGUCGCCAUACAUACAAUCACAGACGGCUUUUAGCACCCCGAUGAUGACUGGAAAUCGUUUGGAAACGCUCUCGAUCCCUAACGAGUGCGCCAACACGCCGGUAUCGGGUCAUCCCGGAAUGUCAGCCACCGCCGAUUCUUUCAGGUCGCCUCCUCCUCCCGCGAACAUUGCUUCCAGGCGCAACAUUCCUCGACCGGCCACCAUCCAGACUGGUACAAUGAGAAGCCGGUCGUACAAUCUUGGUGGUGGGCCCAAGACUGCAGUUGAUGGGUCAAGGAGAGUGGAUUCAUCGAGCCCGGUUGCUUCAAUACGACGAAUUGUCUCGACCGCCGGAAUGCACGCAAGAAUUCAAAAGUCGACUGCGACACAGCGAUCACCUAUGGUCUUCAACCGCAAUCCCGAGGCUCUACUGCACUACCACGCCCGUUCACCAGUGGGCGCCGUCGCAGCAACGUUUCCGGGGGCAGCACCCCCUACUCCGAACACGCCAGCCGUUCUCGAACAACAAGGUAUCCGGGAACCUACAGUAUCCUCCACUAGCUCCGAUGAUGCUCCGUAUUUCUUUAACGGCCUCUCUUCUGGUAUGAUGCCGGAAAUCAAGGUUGAUUCAAACCUGAAAACGCCACCGAGCACCCCAGGCCUCCUGACGCAGUUCAAUAAUGCCAACUACCCUUCAAACCCGUAUACUGCUACCACUGUAGAUUAUCCUACCGACCAGCCAAUAAUGACCCCAUUCUUUCAAUCUGAGUUUAAUGAUUUCAGCAUCCGGGGUUUACCUGUCUAUACUGAGGCGAACGAUGGAAGUCUCCCUUCGACGCCACUAUACCCCAACAUGUUUGGUGCCAUGCAGGACCAAAGCCUGUAUGCUCAUGGGUCAACGGGGAACACACAGUUUGAUUGGGAUGCCAACGAAUCAGUCAACUCAUCGAAAUCCUCUCCUAACCAACCGAGGUCGAAGCAAAUUCAAUUUACCCAGAACAUGACGCCUCAAGACUACAACAGUCACCAAGAGAGAUGAAUAGUUGUGGAAGCUGGACUACAUCUUCGAGCCAGUUAGCUUCACCAAGAACACCCCCUUGUACAGGAUAGUGCGAUAAAAGCCUUUGAUACCCAGUUCUUGGAGUUGUUGGACUUGCUCGGCCGGCCCUAUUAAGGAUCGCUUGUAUCAAUAUUUAUUGUCAUUUAUUACCGGAUCUUUUUCAGACUUCUCGCAUUGGCAUUCACUCGACGGGCGAUACGAUACGUCCUAGUAUAUGUCAAUCCUUUCAAGGCGAUCGACUCGACCAAAAUUAAGCUUUUCUUAAUGUUAUGAACCACGGAUAAUGCGCUGGGAUCGGAUUGGCAAAAUAAGUGAUACCCCUGGAUGGAAAGGGGAACUGACCGGAAGGUGGAGUGUAUACGAGGCGGUCCCGGAAUACUGUUUAGCCCUAGUACCUUUCCUUUCUUUUGAUUACCUGCCUAGGUAAUCAGUCAAGAGACGAGCUCCUAAACUAGCACAUAUGUCUCUAGUAUCCCUGAAAACUUUUUAA